AUGGUCGCCAUUGCUACCUCCGGCGUUGACGACGGCAGUAAUGGUCGGAGGAUUACGAGGAGCAGUAUCCGUUUGGAAAACCAAAAACAAAAGUCAUCCCCACUGAAACCUAAGAGUGCGGAAGCUGUUCCGACCCCUAGCCCCAAAUCCGUCAAAAGAGUCAUCAAGGGCUGCCGCGGCGGACCUAGUUCACCCAACAGUAAAAAGCGAAAGUUAGACGAGGACACUCCCGCUCCUGCUCCCGCCGUUGUACCGCCGGCGGAAGCUGAAAUCGAAAAUGAGGAUGUUAAGGGGGGUAGUUCAUCUGCGUCUGCUAUGGUCACCGAUACACUCAGGAAGUUCAACAAAUGCUACCUCCACUUCGUUCAGGAGGAAGAGAAACGGGUCGGAAAACCGAAGAGCAGUGGGAAAGGUUCUCCUAAACGCAGUGGGAAAGCUUCUCCUAAGUCCAAGAUGCGGGAGAUGAAAUAUAUUUUAAACCCUGAGAAAAAGAUAGGCUCAAUUCCAGGUAUUGAAGUAGGGCAUCAAUUUUUUUCAAGGGUGGAGAUGUGUGUGCUAGGUUUCCAUAGCCAUUGGCUUAAUGGGAUUGACUUCAUUGGCAUGGGAAAAAGAUCGAAACUUGGCAACUACGAACUGCCAAUAGCGACAUGCAUCGUGGUAUCUGGACAAUAUGAGGAUGACUUAGACAAUCAUAAUGUUAUUGUUUACACUGGUCAAGGGGGUAACAACUUGCUUGGUGAUAAGCGUCAAAUGAAAGAUCAAGAAUUGAAACGUGGUAAUUUGGCACUCAAGAACAGUAAGGACCAGGAAGUUCCAGUUCGAGUUGUGCGUGGUCAUAAAUGUUCUAACAGCUACGUUGGAAAAGUUUACACUUAUGAUGGAUUAUACAAGGUCGAGAAAUACUGGGCCGAGAAAGGUGUUUCUGGAUUCACCGUCUAUAAGUUUCGCCUGAUCAGGCUCGAGGGACAACCUCCAUUAACUACCAAUCAGGUUCAUUUUACUCGAAAUCGUGCUCCAAACUCUCUCUCCGAAAUACGUGGAUUGGUGUGCGAUGAUAUUACCGGAGGCAUGGAGGAUAUUCCCAUUCCAGCAACUAAUUUGGUUGAUGACCCGCCUGUUGCACCUACAGGUUUCACAUACCAAAAAGAAAUGAAAUAUGCUAGAAGUGUUAAACUUCCUCAGAAUGCUUCAGGAUGUAAAUGCAAGGGAACAUGCGCUGAUCCCAGAGUUUGUGCUUGUGCUAAACUCAAUGGCUCAGAGUUCCCAUAUGUACUUCGUGAUGGUGGCAGGUUGAUCGAACCAAAGGCUGUUGUAUUUGAAUGCAAUCCUAGUUGUGGUUGUGGGCCUGGUUGUGUAAACCGAAUAUCUCAGAGAGGCCUAAAAUACCGGCUAGAGGUUUUUAAAACACCAAGUAGGGGAUGGGGCGUCAGGUCCUGGGAUUACAUACCUUCUGGUGCACCCAUUUGUGAAUACAUUGGUCGUCUAACAAAGACAGAUGAAAUAGAGGCAGCUACUGGAAACAGCUAUAUUUUUGACAUUGAUUGUUUGCAAACAAUGAAGGGCAUUGAUGGACGAGAGAGACGACUUGGGGAUGUAUCCUUGCCAUCAAAUUUGGCGAACGAUGUUGAUGUUGCGCCUGAAUUUUGCAUUGAUGCUGGUACGAGUGGCAAUGUUGCAAGGUUCAUUAAUCACAGUUGCCAGCCAAAUCUUUUCGUUCAGUGUAUAUUAAGCACUCACCACGACGUUAAACUUGCCCGAGUGGUUCUGAUUGCGGCCGACAACAUUCCCCCAUUAAAGGUCUGA
Messenger RNA from Oldenlandia corymbosa var. corymbosa, 1803 nucleotides. The record is from the annotation of a GenBank genome assembly. Lineage: Eukaryota; Viridiplantae; Streptophyta; Magnoliopsida; Gentianales; Rubiaceae.